AUGGGUGAUUUCAACGCCACUCUUCACUCUCAUGAAAAGCGAGGCCUAGGGAACUUUAGUCUAGGCUCUGCAGCGGAGUUUGGAGCCAUGGUAGAUGCUUGCUCCAUGUCUCAAGUUCCCUCGAUUGGUAGAAAAUUCACUUGGACAAACAAUCGAUGCAGUGGAAAUGUUUGUUCGAUUUUGGACAGAAGUUUCUGUAACGAAGAAUGGCUUGAUAGUUUUCAGAACUGUUCCCAAUAUGUUCUUCAACGUAUUGGUUCUGAUCAUGCCCCAUUGCUUCUUAUGUCUGAAUAUAGUCAGAGGCCUCAGAAUUGCCCAUUUAGAUUUCACCGAUUUUGGAUGGAUCAUGACGACUUCGAUAGAGUGGUGGCGGAUUCUUGGUCGGAAUGGAUUUCGGGAGCUCCUAUCUAUGUCCUUGUCAAUAAGCUUAAAAAGCUUAAGGGUGUGAUUGGAGACUGGGCAAGGUUUGUUUUUCCUCACCUGGAUAGGGCGCUGGAAGAGGCAAAGAGGGAUCUAGCUCAAAUUCAGGAGCAGAUUGAUAUACAAGGUAUGGAUGAUCAGUUGUUUGCCUUGGAGGCUGAGGCUAAGACUACCCUGAUUAAGCAUGAGGAAUUACUGGAUAACAUUCCCUUGAUCUUGAACCAAGCUGAUCAUUACCACUUGGAUGCCCUUCUUGGUGAUGCAGAGAUUAAAAGGGCUGUGUGGGAGCUUGAUCCGAACAGCUCGCCAGGUCCUGAUGGCUUCCUUGGGGCUUUCUUCAGAAGAUGCUGGCACAUUGUGGAAAAAGAAGUGAGCAAUGCGGUCAGAUAUUUUUUCAGCUCAAGCUACAUGCUGCAGGGUGUGAACAAUAAUUUCCUUGUGCUGAUCCCAAAGGUUGAUGGGGCUGAUAACCUAGGUAACUUCUGGCCCCUAUGCAUGGGAAACUUCUUCGGCAAAAUUAUUACAAAGGUGAUGGCAUUGAUGUUGGAGCCUCUUCUUCCCAGAUUAAUAUCUGAUGAGCAAGUCGCUUUCCAAAAAGGAAAGAUUAUCCAUGAUAAUAUUAUUGUUGCUUCAGAGCUUGCGAACUUGAUGUUCUCAUCCACCAAAGGAGGGGGUAUCGGCAUAAAAAUCGACAUCAGAAAAGGCUAUGACACAAUUUACUGGAAGUUUAUCUUUCAGGUUAUGCAUAGAUUUGGUUUCUCUGAGAGAUGGAUUGGCUGGCUCAACAAAAUUCUAAUGUCUUCUAAGAUAUCAAUUCUAGUUAAUGGAGGACCACAAGGUUUUUUUAAUGUGGAACGAGGCCUGAGACAAAGUGAUCCGCUUUCGCCGAUGCUGUUUAUAAUUGCAGAAGAAGUUCUAUCUCGGGGAUUGAAGGGGCUAAUCCAGUCGAACCAAAUAAAGCCAAUCCAGGGCCUAAGAGGCGCUGAAACCCCAGGGCACAUCUUGUUCGCGGAUGACAUCUUUAUAUUCACCAAUGCUUCCCAGAGUGUGAAGAAGCGCCUUGCAGGGUGGAAGGGUAAGCUUCUUUCAAUGGCGAGAAGAACAGAACUAGUCAGAUCUGUGAUCUCUAGCAUCCCUACUCACAAUUUUGCUGUAUACUGGUGGCCCUCAUCUCUUCUAGCUACUAUGGAGAGAUGGAUGCGAAAAUUUAUAUGGACAGGGGAGGUGAAAAGUACGAGAGCAAUUACAGUGAAGUGGAAUACUCUGUGCAAGCCCAAAGAUGAAGGGAGCCUAGGGAUCAGGAAGCUAAGAGACUCAAAUAAAGCUAUGCUGUGUAAAAUGGUUUGGAGAAUUAAACAUGGGAAAUCGAACGCUAGCUCUUUCCUUCGUGCAAGAUUUGUUAAGAAGGAUGGUAAAUUUUCCAAGGGAAGCAGGCCUUCAUCAAUUGCCUUGGGGAUUCGGAAGUCAUGGGACUUUGUGUCAGAGUAUGAGAGGUGGGUUAUUGGCAACGGCAAUUUGACAAACUUCUGGAAGGAUAAAUGGUGGGGACCUAAAUCUCUGAUGGAGUAG
This is a messenger RNA of Macadamia integrifolia, 1989 nucleotides long. RefSeq lists its product as uncharacterized. The transcript has 3 exons. The record is from RefSeq and is a predicted model, not a curated record. Bases 1 to 1989 code for a protein of 662 amino acids. NCBI's taxonomy places the organism in Eukaryota, Viridiplantae, Streptophyta, Magnoliopsida, Proteales, Proteaceae.